Mucor mucedo is the source of this 1629-nucleotide messenger RNA. RefSeq lists its product as uncharacterized. The transcript has 2 exons. Gene Ontology annotation, molecular function: transcription coregulator activity; chromatin DNA binding; histone H3K9 demethylase activity. Gene Ontology annotation, cellular component: chromatin; histone deacetylase complex. Bases 37 to 1629 code for a protein of 530 amino acids. Gene Ontology annotation, biological process: regulation of transcription by RNA polymerase II. NCBI's taxonomy places the organism in Eukaryota, Fungi, Mucoromycota, Mucoromycetes, Mucorales, Mucoraceae. The record is from RefSeq and is a predicted model, not a curated record.
UUUUUUUUUUUUUUCAUUUGCAAAUAUUAAGCGACAAUGAAGACAAAUCCUCAAGCUAAGCGCAAUGCUACCAAACUAUAUGAAAAGGUCACGAAGAAUAACAAUGUCGAGACCCAUCUCCAAGCAUUUCCGUGCACCUCACCGCCCUACAAUCAGUUUGACAUGAUUUGUAAUAGUUGCUUAGAAGAACAACCUUGUUCGUUCAUAGGAUUACGAUUAUUCGAUAUCUCAACCAUCGAUGGAGGUUUAGUCUACGGACCUUACUUUCCUGACACUAAAAAGGACGAUAUAUUGCGCAGCUGCCGAAGCCGUCGCUUUAACCGCAAGCCAUAUUCACCAGGUGCCAAAAAUUACGCCUCGAAUCAAAUUCGUUCAACACUUCGACGGGUAUUGAAACUUUUAAUGGAUGCUCGCCCUUACUACAACGACGAAAUUAUUCAACAGUAUUACGCUGAAGGUUACAAACAUUUGUGUGAUACUUGUUCUACCAGUAUAUUCGACAAACACUAUAUAUGUGCUAGCUGUGGCAUGGAGAUAUGCAUCGCUUGCUAUGAUGAUUUGCGAAACAAGAUCGAGGGAGCCCAUACCCACCCCAAGUCUGCCGAUAACAAGCAUGCUCGAGCUGAAUUUAUCUUGUUCUCCAAGUCCGCUAAAAAAUCGAACUCUGCUUUAAUCGACAGCACAAUUUCCGAGGAUGGUCGCUCUUUAAUGCACAGUGACAAGAUGGAUAACUAUCAAGAUGCUUCUCCUAUGGUAACUACAUCCCUUGAUACCAGCUCAAUAGGUGAUCAAUAUGACAAUAGUUAUAUAAACGCUGCUACAGGUUCUAAUAAUCAAUUGCCAGGUGACGCCAAUUCCCCCAUUGGAUGUGCCGAUAACCUUAAUUCGCCAUAUGUCUAUGUUAAUGAACCACGCGGUGUUGUUACGCCUACUUACAUUAGCUCGCCACACUCGAGCCAAAGUACAGUCACUGAUCAGUCACUAUACUUUGAUUGUGAUAAUCAAUUACCACCUCUUACUGACAUUGCACCCGGUGCACGUCAGUCAACUAUCUCCAGCUCCAACAGUAUUGGCUCGGAUAGAUCCAAUGUCACUAGUUUUUCCCCCACAUUCCGGGAUAUCGAGACAUCAAGUUCAAUUGACUUGGAUUCUUAUUCCAUCCUUUCUGUCAACGAUGGUGUCGGCUCUGCUCUAUGGAACCAAUUAUACAGACCAUGUACACGUGCAGAUAUCCUUGAUAAUGUACAAACUAACUUAUCAACUUACGAUAAUAAUUUGCUCCAACCCGUUAUCUCACCAGACGAGGUCUAUGAAGAACCCAUGUACUAUGCCAAGGAUGAGCACUACUCAUUGUUCGAUUACGACUGGACCCCGCCCAGCCAGCAGGUGGACUACAUAUCUGAACGCAUCCAAUGGGAUUACUCUGACUUCUAUGGGGAUUACUUCUCACAUGGCUAUUAUAACGCCGAUAAUUUCGAAUUCGGACAGAACCCUAUUGGUUUCUACUAUCCUAAUCCGCAGGCCGAAUACUUGGUGAGUCUUUGUAGUCAGCGAUACACCUCGGCUGACUUACGUGACGGCUCUGUACUCUACCAUGAUGCCCUUGAUGUUAAGGAGGAGUUAUUAUAA